Pipistrellus nathusii (Nathusius's pipistrelle) is the source of this 1026-nucleotide messenger RNA. The record is from the annotation of a GenBank genome assembly. Lineage: Eukaryota; Metazoa; Chordata; Mammalia; Chiroptera; Vespertilionidae.
AUGGAGACGAACGAUUCUUCUCGCGUGGACUCUGAGUUCCGAUACACCCUCUUCCCGGUGUUCUACAGCAUCAUCUUCGUGGUGGGGGUCAUCGCCAACAGCUACGUGCUGUGGGUCUUCAUCAGCCUGUACCCUUCCAAGAAGCUCAACGAGAUAAAGAUCUUCAUGGUGAACCUCACCAUGGCCGACCUGCUCUUCUUGGUCACCCUGCCCCUGUGGAUCACCUACUACUACCACCAGGGCGACUGGAUCCUCCCCGCGUUCCUGUGCAACCUGACCGGCUGCUUCUUCUUCAUCAACACCUACUGCUCGGUGGCCUUCCUGGCCGUCAUCACUUACAACCGCUUCCAGGCGGUGACCCGGCCCAUCAAGACCGUCCAGGCGACCACCCGGAAGCGCGGCAUCUUGCUGUCCGUCAUCAUCUGGGUGUCCAUCCUGGCCGCCGCCUCCUACUUCUUCAUGCUGGACUCCACCAACGUCGUGCCCGGCAAGGCCGGCUCCAACGUCACCCGCUGCUUUGAGCAUUACGAGAAAGGCAGCAUCCCGGUCCUCAUCAUCCACAUCGUCCUGGUGUUCGCCUUCUUCCUCGUCUUCCUCCUCAUCUUCUUCUGCAACCUCAUCAUCAUCCGCACGCUGCUCCUGCAGCCCGCGCAGCUGCAGCGCAACGCCGAGGUCAAGCGCCGGGCGCUGUGGAUGGUCUGCACGGUGCUGGCCGUGUUCAUCAUCUGCUUCGUGCCGCACCACGUGGUGCAGCUGCCCUGGACCCUGGCCGAGCUGGGCUUCCAGGACAGCGACUUCCACCAGGCCAUCAACGACGCGCACCAGGUCACCCUCUGCCUCCUCAGCACCAACUGCGUCUUAGACCCCAUCAUCUACUGCUUCCUCACCAAGAAGUUCCGCAAGCACCUGACCGAGAAGUUCCACAGCAUGCGCAGCAGCCGGAAGUGCCCCCUCACCACCAUGGACACGGGCACCGAGGUGGUCCUGCCGCUCAACCACGUGCCUGCCAACUCCCUCAAAAAUUAG